AAUGUGUCUGUAUAAUAAUGAGAAUCGAUUAUAUGCAGAAUGUUAGAUAUUGAGUGGGUGUAUUUUGGUAAAAUGUGUGAUAUAAAGUGGUUUUGUUUUGUGUUAAGUUGAAGUUUAAUUUAUUUUAGACAUGUAUAACUUUUAGUUUACUCAGAGACAUAAAGUUUGUUUAGAAUAGUAACAGCGUCUGCAAGCCACACUCAAUCGAGGCUGAUGCCUUCUCUGGCCUUUUACCCUCAUCAAAAGCCCACUUUCAGUAGGGCUGGUGAUUCAGGGCUUGGCCUGUAUGUGUGUUCGUCAUGGUGUCUACUCAAGGAGAGAUUAGAAUUGGACCGUCUCAUCAGGCACGUCUCCCAGAAUAUCGCACCACAGUAAGCAGUGCUGGUGAUCCUGAGUUGAGCAAAGAACGAGAGGAGCUAAGAUGGCUGCCGGCCAUGGCACUAGACGGAGACCUGCUCAUGUACUUGCGCGCAGCUCGAUCUAUGGCUGCGUUUGCGGGCAUGUGUGACGGCGGGUCUGCGGACGACGGCUGUGUGGCCGCCAGCAGAGACGAUACCACCAUCAACGCUCUUGAUGUUCUUCACGAUUCAGGUUACGACCCAGGAAAAGCUUUACAAGCACUAGUCAAGUGUCCUGUUCCCAAAGGAAUCGAUAAAAAGUGGUGCGAAGAAGAAACGAAACGCUUUGUGAAAGGAUUACGGCAGUUCGGCAAGAACUUCUUUCGGAUUCGAAAAGACCUCCUGCCUCACAAAGACACUUCAGAGUUAGUGGAGUUCUACUACCUGUGGAAAAAGACUCCCGGUGCUACCAACAACCGGCCGCACCGGCGCAGACGCCAAGGUUCUCUCCGGCGCAACCGGAACACACGUCAGACCCGCGGCGGUACACCUCAUAAUAACAGUCCCUCAUCUCAGGACACAAACGCUACCGGUGGAUCCAGACCCUCACCUAAUCCAAAGGAGCAAGGAGAAGGCAGCUCGGGUAGUGAAGAGGAGAAUUCAGAAGACGAUUCAGACUCCAGAGAUCAAGGCAUUAACCGCUGCCAGCACUGCUUCGCCACCAGUUCAAGGGAGCUGGCCGUCUGUGGCCCCAAAAACCCUACCCUGGUGUGUGAGCAGUGUCGCCAACACUAUACAAAGAACGGAUCACUGCCCAAAGAACGGUCGGAUGCGCCUUACCUGUUCCGGCCCGUGCAGACAGACUCUCCCGACGGCUCUCCUGGCCGAAUGAGGACCCGCAACAAGGCUAAGGAAACUCCGACCAAGGGCACGGGCGCUUGUGGCAGACCCAAACGCAGCAGUGGCAGUAACACUCCGGACCCGGAGGUGGACAAGAAGUCCGGCGGCAGUAGCUCGGGACAGAGAAGCAACUCACCCGGCGGGGCUAAGAAACGGUUGUGUGUUGACAAAAUAAAAACGGAGUCAUCAAGUAAGCCUCGGAAGCGGCCUCCCACCGAGGCGGAGGGCGAGGAGGAGACAAAACGCAAGAGAGAGCGACCAGACAGUCCCUCGGAGAGUGUGACCUCGGACAGCGGAUCUGUGGUGGACGAGAGUGAGACUACAGAGCCAGCUAACCUGGACUUGGGCGAGAGUAACCCUCCGUGUGAGACUGCGGCAGACGACAAUAUGCCAGCUGGCACAGUCAAGGAGGAGGAGGACGCGCCUCCACCACCCUCCCCACUCUCAGAAAACUCUCAACUACCUGUCUUCAAAGUGGAAGACUGCAACGUUGUAUUCAACGUGGGAGUGCCUAAGAAAGAGCCUUUGGAUACACCGGUUAGUGUCAAAGAAGAGCAAAACAGUGAGUGUAAUCCGACAACAGAAAAUCAGACAUUCAACCAACCCCAACCCCCUUCACCACCAGUGCCAGAAGAGGACGUGAAAAUUAAAAUUCCAGACAUUAAACCUAAAACAGACGACAAUUUCUUUUCAUUAUCGGUUCUCUCGGAUAGAGUCAUCGAUCCACCGGGAUCCGGGCCUCUGCCGAAAGCCUUUGAUGAGAUCCCGAUGCCUGGAAAAUUGAGUGUGAAACGAGAAGGGUUGUUCGAACCUGUGAAAACUGAGAGUGUGAUAGUUCCGAUGAUUGCGCCGGUAGAGAAUUUCGUGCCCAAGGAGGAGAUGAAUGACUCUCCUCCACCGCUUCAGACACCUGCAGAACAGCGGACAAUUACGACACAAUCACAGACUGUGACGAUUAAACCUGAGGCUAAUGAAGACUCUAUGUCAAAUGAGACAUCAGGACCCCCUGCAGCAGACCUCACAGCUCCCACUCUCUCACCCCUACCUUUGACUGCCUACGCACCCAACUCUCCGAGACAGCCUCCUCCGGACACUCAUCAUGAUGAUAAGUCUGGCAUUAUCGUCCCAGCAUUCUCUGUUGCUUCAGAAGAAAAACCGACUCUAAACAUACCGUCAGUCCCAUCCGGAUUGUCUGGCCCCAGCCCGUUCUCCUCCUUCUACCAUCCCCAUUUUCAUCCUCAUCAAGGGAAAAUGAACCCUUCGCCGCCUUCGUACUUGGGCUCUGGACCACAAAGUGAACCUCAAAACUUAAAAAUCAAACAAGAAGUUAUUCCUCCAGACUCAAUACAACCCUCUUCUGACCCCUUGCAGUCUCUCAAGGAAGUUAAAGUUCCUGGUUACUCCAGUUCAUCCUCAAUUUCUCAACCACUGAUGCCAACAUCAAUGCCACCAAAUUCCCAAGCAGAUCUGAAUACCACCUCACAGUCCUCUUCUCCCUUUCAAAGUGUUGGUCCCAGUGUGGAUAGUAUUAAGAAAGAGCCGGAAAGUUUCCAUCCGAUUCGAACUAAUACACCUAGCAAAAGUCCUUCUGUCAAGCCGAUAGAAACCACUCCCAUAGCUUCUCCCGCUCCUCGGUCUUCCUCCACUCACACCCCUCCUUUCCCCCCUCCACCUCCUCCGGUAUCACACAGUGCGACAAAUCUCAUCGCUCCGUCACCCACUUCAGGGAACCCUCCGAGUUCACUUCCUCAGCCGAUGCAUCCUUCACAGCAACCUUCCCCUCUGAGUAGAGUCUCCCCCGGCCAUCUAGCUCAUCCUCACGCCUUUGUUCCUGCCAUGCCUCAUCCCCAUCACGCUCUAAUUCACCACCCACUGUUUGCCGCCGCAGCAGCUCACGCGGCCGCAGUACACCACAGUCCGUAUCACCCGCAUCACCCCUACGGAUAUCCACCGUACCCCUUCUCCUAUGGACCCUACCCCAUCCCGCAGCCCGUGCCUCCUCCCCAGAAGAGGGACAGUCUCGAGACGACCAUGAUGACGUCUCAUCACUCCAGUGUGACUACCAGGUCCUUGAGGGAAGUAGAGACACGUGAGGAGAGCAAUCACCACACGACACAGGAGAUCACUCAGACUCAUCACCACUCUACAAGUCACCACUCCUCCGUACAUCACCAUGGGGGAGAGAAACAGCCUCUGACCAUCAGUCACUCCACCACCUCCAGCAGCUCUGCUAGUGUACAGCACAAGAUCAACUCUACCAAGAGAGGCACCAGCCCAGCCGCCACACAGUCGAGCUGUCACCUGUCGGCCACUCUGUCGCAGACGACGUCCUCCUCCUUGUCUACCAACCACCAACACUCACAUCACCAUCAGAGUGUGACAGGAGAACGACUCAGUCCAGGGAUGGGCUCUUCUCCUCUCCAGCUAGGGUCCAGACCCGUGGCCGGAGGUGUCGGCUCCAAGCCUCACCCCCACAUGAUGGUACACCCUCAUCACCCUAUGUUGGCCCCCACCAGCUCACUGGAGGCUCUGCGGGCCCACGCUCAGGCUGCCGCUCAUGCUUCACAUCCAGGUGGAGGUAUGCUGGGACAUCCUGCGUUCCUGUCACCAGAAGGUGCCCGAGGUCCGGAGCCGGAGGUGAAGCCGGAGCCACUGACAGUGUCUGGGGACGAGGGGGGAGGUGUGGAGGAGGAGGAGGCUCCUUCCCCCACUCAGCAGCCCCGAGGACCUUCACCUGAACCUAAGAUCGAGGACUCCGAGUGCCACCGGAGCCAGUCUGCUAUAUUCUUAAGACACUGGAACAGAGGAGACUACAACUCGUGUUGCCGCACUGACCUGACGUUUAAACCUGUGCCUGACACGAAGCUGGCUCGCAAACGGGAGGAGAGGAUCAGGAAACAGGCGGAGAAGGAGCGAGAAGAGAGGGAGAAGGCUCAAGCGAGAAAGAUAGCAACACCAGAAAAGCCUGAGGCAUCCAAGCCACCCUCUCGAGGACCUAUAGAGUCUAUCAGCUCCCCGUAUGACAGAUUCCCUCGUGGCGGCUACCCAGACACACCUGCACUGCGGCAGCUCAGUGAGUACGCUAGACCACACGGAGGGUUCUCUCCAGUCACACUACAAAGGUCUGCAGCUCUAGGUCUGCCACCUCAGUGUAUAGAUCCAAUGCUGCACUACCAGCUGAACUCCAUAAACUCUAUGUACGGCCCGGCCGCCAGGGACAGGUAUCCUGGCCUGGGUCCCGGAGGUCUACACCAGUUCAGCUUGUAUCCUGGUCCUGGAGGCCCCAGUCAGGCUGCUGCUCUGUCUCAACUGGAGAGGGAAAGGAUGGAGAGAUUAGAAAGAGAACACCAGAAACACCAAGUGUACAACCCUUACACAUACGCAGGUAUCCCAGCGCCAGGGCCGAGUGGCAACGCACCUCCCCCUGGCGGACCUCCUCAGCAGCAGCAGCAGCAACCCUCCUCGGCUCUAGACGCUGAGAGGCUCACACUCACGACCGACCCCAUGGUCAGGCUGCAGAUGGCCGGGAUAUCUCCGGAGUACCACGCACACACCCAUGCGCACACACACGCUCACUCUCACACACACCUACACCUCCAUCCUGGACAACAAGCGGGGGGCAAUCCUUCAGCUCCGGCCCCGCCUGACCCCGGCACUGCCUUUCCCCUACCAGCGACAGGCAGUGGAGGUUAUCCGCGGCCCAGCCUCUUGCCACCCCGCGAGGCUGCCCUAGCCCUCCACCAUCCCUCUGAGCUACUGGCUCGCCCCUACGCAGACCAGCUUGCACAUCAGGCUGCGGCUCACGAGCACUUGCAGCGACAGAUGUUGUUGGAGAGAGAGAGGUUCCCGCAUCCGUCACUGGUAGCUCAUCAUGAGGAGUAUUUACGACAACAAAGGGAGAGAGAGCUGAAGGUGAGAGCUUUAGAAGAGGCAGCCAGAGGCUCCAGACCCUAGACGUACAACACUGUCAUCCAGAUGAGGAUUGAUGUGAUGAGGUUAAGCUUCAAAGCACUGUGUGCCGAAGUUCUCCAGCAAAUUUCUGAUUUAACUGGACGUUUUGACCAAUUAAAAUGCUUCUUACGUUUUGAUUUAGCAUAACUUCAAGUUUAUUUGAGCGCUUUGUGUAAUAAUGUUCAUUUCUAUUGUGAUAUUAAAUUUUUGUGUUCCUGUUUCUUUUGGUUCAAGGAAAUACUUAAGUAGUUGUAACAUGAAACGUACAAACUGCCCUUAGGUGCUGUAGUGUUUCGUUGUACAUAUUGCAUGUAUAUACUGUUUUGUAAUAUUAUAAAUGAUAUAUUUAUAUACUUUUCAUAUGUCUAUAACGUUUAAAGAUUGUGAAUGGUUUUGGAUUCUAUAUUUUGUCUGACGCUUGUUUAAACAGUUUAGAAUUGUCUUGUGGUUUUGAAAGCGAUUUUUGUUUUUAAAAUUUGUUGAAUCCUUAAAAUUUUUUUGUUAAUUGUUGUAAACAAUAAAUAAAUAAAUAUAAUUUCUGAUUGUUGAACAACUAAAUAUGUUUAUAUGAUGGAUGGGCAUUACAGUUAGACUAUUAUGAACUAAAAAACAUAAAAUGAAAAUGUUUAUUUAAUGUAAUAUAAUCGCUAGGUUUGCUUCUUAUUUACAUAUGAAUGUAAAAGGAAAUCAUGAGUAGACAUGAAAAUGAAAAUUUAAAAAAGCAAGAAAAGUAAAGCAAAGUGUAUUAAUUUUAAAGAUUCCUGAAGAUUUGCAACAACAAUAAAAAUAUUGAUAUUGAUAUUUCUCACUAUUGGUUACUUAUUUAUUUUUUACAAACAUUCACAUUUAAAGUAUUUUUUCCUACAGUUACCUAACAAUGUACAUGUUCUCUCACUGAUUUGAGAAAGCAAAAUGGCCAAUUCGCUCAUCAGUGAGACAAUGUUAACAUUGUCUCACUCUAAUUACUUUGUCUCACUCCAUAUUUGCAACAUGAAGGCACGAAAUAGUGAGCGAGUAACAUGCAGGCAACUACGUUGGCAGCACUGGCUAUGAAUCAGCUGGUCAGCUGUUGUACUGUUGUAUCUGUCACUUCACAUUAAAUGUUAUAUUAAAAGUUUACUUCUGUGUAAAAAUAGGUUAUGUUUCUUCACAAAUUUAUUUGUUUUAUGAUAACUGUAGGAAAAGUAUAAUGUGCAACUCGAGUUCAAAGUACAAUUGCCUCACUCGAGAAACCAUUCCUCACUCGCCUACGGCUCGUGAGUAAGGAUUUCUCUUGAGUGAGUCAAUUGCUCACUUUUCUCACUAGUUGCACAAAUAACUAUUUGUUCAAUCCCUUAAAAUAAAGAUUAAAAAUCUGUAAAGUUCUUUUCAAUUAUCCUGUACAUAAAAAAAUGUAUUAUAAAGUGUAUUUGUUCAAGUACUCAGUACUUUUUAAUUGUUGUACCUCUCAAAUGGUUUCUUGUUUUAUUUAUCAAUUUGUUUUUUAUUCUUUUUUAGUUGAAAUUGACAUGUAAUAUCCAAGAAUAUUAUCCAAAGAUGUAGUUAAUUCGCUCAGUACUUGUCAGGGUCUCCACUCAAACAUGAAAGUCGUAAAACCUUGAAUGAUACAUGAGGUUUUUCUGCUGUAGCCUAAAACAAAACGGAAUAAGCCAAGAGUUUUGUGGUAGGGUAAACCUUAAAUUGAGGAUGGGGGAUCCUUGAUCAUCCAUAUUUUUUUACACUGACAGUAUUGAGGAAACUCUGAUUCUCUUUGUGACUUCAGAUUCACAGUGAAAUAAUUUACCUUGACCACGGUGACACGAUGUAAUUAAUGAUAACCUGGCCCCACGAUCAUGAUGGCAUCAGGAUUUUUUACUUAUCUAAACUUAUGAUACAGCUUUUGCAAUUUCUCGAUUCCGGUCUCGAAAAAGCCAAAAUUAAUUAAAUCCCAUAAAAUGGGAUUGGAGAUUUCUUCUGUUGGAUAUUCAACAUCCUGACUUGCAAACUAAAAAAAAACCACUGCAAUUUUCAUUGGUGUUCUACUUGUUUUCUUUCAUAGCAGGCUUGUAUAUCUCAGUGCUUUGGAAUAGAAGAAGGAUGGAAAAAGUAGAGAAUAGAAUCCCUACUUCUAAAUAUUCAGUUUAAUUCUAAAUGUGUUGCAUUAUCAUUUGCAAAUAAAUAUUUCAUUUAACUUUUUAAAUUUCAGCAAAUCAUUUAAUAAAAUUUUUCUAGUUCAAGUUUGAGUGGAGACCCUGAUUGAAUUUAUUGUUAUUUUGUACAUGUAUAGUGGUUCUUCAAUGAAAAUAAAAAUGUAAAUAUUACUCUUAAAUCUUUUUAUUUCAAUAUUAGCUAAUUUUACUAUCUCGAGUAGUAAGUACAGUUAGUUAGGGACAAUUGAAGUCGGCAGAAAAUAAUGAAGAAUUAUAAACAGUUUUGAAUGAAUUGAGAUUACAACCUAGCUAAUGUAAUUAUUACCCUCUCAUUUGUAUACUUUUCAAGCUACCCUUCUGCAUUUCUAUAAAUAGCUUUAACUCACUUUCUGUACAUAAAUUAAACCUACUUAAUGUAAAAUAAAGAAGUGUGUGUUCUAACAAUAUAUAAAUUUAAGCGGAUUAUAUUAUUUAUAUUAAGAUAUUCAGUAAAGGUAUUUGUUAAUAUUAAGUACGUAAUUUAUAGUAGGAGAAAUGUAUUAAAGUAACAGUUUUAUUAGUAAAUUGCUUUUGUAUAGAAUAUUUAUAUACCUAGUGUGCUUUUGUAGGUUACUUAUAGAAGAAUUUUUUCAUUAAAGAUCUUGUGAGAUAGUAAUUGUUGUUUCAGUGUCUCGUAAUAUAUUUUUUAUCAUUACAAGUUCUGGUUUCUGUGUAUC
Molecule: messenger RNA, 8034 nt
Organism: Macrosteles quadrilineatus (aster leafhopper)
Lineage: Eukaryota; Metazoa; Arthropoda; Insecta; Hemiptera; Cicadellidae
Product: arginine-glutamic acid dipeptide repeats protein-like
Exons: 23
Coding region: 300-5192 (1630 amino acids)
Cellular component (GO): nucleus
Molecular function (GO): transcription corepressor activity
Source: RefSeq, a predicted model, not a curated record